GAUCUUGUGACCCAAUGCUAUGGCCAAUACUGGAUCCUCACGCAAGAUGAGAAAGACUACCUGCCGGGCUGGAUGCCUAACAAUUCCACAAAACCACCAGACCAGUUACCGAAGGAGUUCCGUUACACUACUGCAAAGGAACGUGAAGGUUAUCCACGAUGGGGUCAACUAGCCUGGUACUCAGGCGGUGGCUAUGUGCAUGAGAUGCGCGGCUCCUCGGAGAAGUUGCUGAGUCAGGUGAAGACACUGCAGGAAACUGGCUGGCUGGACGAUCGCACGCGCGCCAUUAUCAUAGAAUUUGCUGUCUACAAUCCCGCCGUCCACCUUUUUGGUAUGGUCAACAUUAUGUUUGAGUUGCCCGGAACCGGGGGCAUACUUCCCUCCUACAGGAUUGAACCAGCAAAUCUGCUCUCCUUUGUUGACGUUAGUCAAAUGACAUUCGAGAUUAUAUGUCAGGGUCUCUUCAUUCUCGCACUUGUGGGGCUCCUAAUCAAAGAGGCACGUCAUCUCUGGGUGGAGAGAUGGGCUUACCUCCUCUCCCUGCGUUCUUGGGCCCAACUUCUAAUUAUUGUCGGCUCCUUCGCGGCCAUCGCUAUUUUUGCCUAUGUCAACAUCGAAACUAAAAAGCUUACCAGGGUUGCAAUGUGGAAUGAAAUUCUAGCCUACCUUGUAGCCGUCGUUACAUUUAUAGCAAUUCUCACACUUCUGCACAUUUUUCGUUUUAACAAACACAUUGGCCUUCUGGGCUCAGUACUUCGGUAUGCUAAUCGCGAUAUGAAGUACUUUUUUGUGGUCUUCGGGAUCGUCUUCUUUUCCUUCGUCACAACAUUCUACCUGCUCUUUCUCGACACGCUCGCCGCCUACAGUAGCUUCAUUUAUUCCAUGGAGACCAGUUUCCAGAUUGUGCUUGGUAAAUUUGAUGUGACGAGUAUGUACGAGCUGGAGCCCCUCCUUGGACCAAUGGUGUUUGCUGCUUUUACCCUCUUUAUUGUCUUCAUCAUGCUCAAUAUGUUUGUCGCCAUCCUCACAGAUAGCUUUGAAAUUGUCCGCAAGGAUCCCAGCUUGCAAUGUGAUGACCAUGAGAUGGUGGCUUUCACGUUGGCCAGGUUCAUUGUAUGGUCCGGAUUGAGUACUCACACCUGGGGCAAGAAGAUUCUGCUGAAGUAUGCGGAUAAUGACUUUGGACAAAUUUAUGAGGAAAGGGAGGAUCGUCAGACAGAAGAGUUGAUUUCUGAUUUCCAAGAGGCUGUGGACUUGUUUCUGUCGCGAGCCCGACGGGUUGAAAUUUCAGCUGUGAAGGAAGGCUAG
This is a messenger RNA of Dibothriocephalus latus, 1308 nucleotides long. The record is from the annotation of a GenBank genome assembly. NCBI's taxonomy places the organism in Eukaryota, Metazoa, Platyhelminthes, Cestoda, Diphyllobothriidea, Diphyllobothriidae.